UGAAGGUUAAGUAAUUGCAGAUCUCAGAUAAUCCAGGGUAAUCUCCUCUGACUAAAUGGAAGCUACAUGCGCAAGCUUGGAACCCAGGAUGAUUGUCUAGGAGUAAAAGAUCUUCGAUUUUGGAUUUACCUAUUGCCUUGGAAAGAAACCAUGCAUCUGCUUGCUGCUGUUUGUAUCAUGAUGACCAUUUUGGAAGGAGUGGAUAGUUUCUGCCCUUCUCAGUGCAGCUGCAUUUACCAUGGCAUGAGUGAUGGAACCAGAACAAGGUCUGUGCUUUGUAAUGACCCUGAUAUGUUUGAAAUCCCUAUCAAUAUUCCUGUGGACUCUGUAAAACUCCGGAUAGAAAAGACAGUUAUAAGAAAAAUUCCAGCAGAGGCUUUUUAUUACCUGGUGGAUCUCAAAUAUCUAUGGCUUACAUACAACUCUAUCAUCAACAUUGAUAGCAGAAGCUUUUAUAACUUAAAGCAGCUACACGAAUUGCGUCUGGAUGGCAACUUGUUGUUGCGUUUCCCUUGGGAAUCUUUGGCUGAGAUGCCCAAUCUACGAACUCUGGAUUUACACAAUAACAAAAUGACCAGUAUUCCAGUUGAGGCUGGCAGAUAUCUGAGAAAUCUCACUUACUUAGAUAUAUCUAGCAACAAAUUAACCUCCUUGCCCUCAGACCUCAUGGAUAUCUGGCUUCCUUUUUCUGAAACAGCAAUACCCAGAAAUACAGAUACUCUGGUCCACAGAGCCAUAUUAGGUCUGCAGGACAAUCCAUGGUAUUGUGACUGUCGUAUUUCCAAGCUGAUUGAAUUUUCCAAAACUGCAGAUAGUGCUCUUAUAUUUCUAGACCCUUUUGUGGCUUGCAAUGGACCUGAAAGCUUAGCUGGGAUCUUGUUUCAAAGAGCAGAAUUGGAGCAGUGUUUGAAGCCAUCAGUAAUGACUUCAGCUACAAAAAUUACCUCACCCCUAGGAAGCAACGUGCUUUUACGCUGUGAUGCAACUGGAUAUCCCACGCCAAAACUCACCUGGCUUAGAUCAAACAACAUACCAGUGAACUAUACAGUUAUUCAAGAAAGUCCAGGAGAAGGUGAAAGAUGGUCCAUUAUUAGUCUGACAGGCAUUUCCUACAAAGAUGCAGGAGACUACAGAUGCAAGGCCAAAAAUUUCGCUGGAAUGUCAGAAGCUUCUGUUACUCUCACUGUUAUUGGUGUUGUUACCACAACGGUACCUUCCCCAAAGUAUGGCAAGAAGACAGAAAUACCUCAAGCAACUACAACCCAAGAAGAUAUCAAACCAGAAUUUUUCAAUGUAACGCUUUCUUUUUCUACAAUAGCAUCCACAACCACCUCUCCUUCUACAGCUAUGGCUACCACUGAAAAACUAACAACUAAAAGAGGAACUGACACAAAACAACCUGAGCCCAUGCCUGAUGACAAAAAGAAUGGGAACACAGUUGCUAAUGGAAGGAAAAAGCAAUUGGAUGCAUCACUCAGUGUAGAGCCAGCAGAUGAACAAAAUGUUACUCUAAAAAACCUAAGAGUAAUUCCUGAAACCAGUGAAAAAGUAACCUUAAUGUGGAAAAAUAUUGAUGGCUCUAAUAGCUCUGCUUUGACUGUGCUGUAUUCCAAGUAUGGGGAAAAAGAGAAGGUGUCACUAAAUCCAGAUCCCACAAAAAACAAAGUGACAAUAGAUGGUUUGGAGCCCAGCACAAAGUAUAUGGCCUGCGUAUGCCCUACAGAGAUGCUUCCCACCAAAGACCAAUGCAUCAUUUUCUCCACUGAUGGAAUUAAUAUGGAAGACAAAUAUCCUAUUUCUAUUUUGCUAGUAGCUAGUGGGAUAGCCUGUGCAAUAGCAAUACCACUCAUUUUUUUCUUACUAUAUAAAGUUGUGAUGCUUCAUAGGAAACCAAAAUUGAUCAAGGAAGAUGAACUUGCAAAAGAGACUUAUAUCAAAUUUGAAACUCUUUCUUUUAGACCACAUUCCAUGGGAGCAAAUGUGGAGAUCUGGACUCACCGAAACACUGAUGAAUCUGAAAGACAACUACUUUGUUCCAGGUCAAGUAUGGAUUCGCAGAUGACCUUCAAAAGUGAAGGUUCUAGGUCAGAGUACUUCUACUAACUCUAAUCUACAGAACCCAGAGUCAGCAGAAGUACUCUGAUCUAGAACUUUCAAUUUAGAUAGGGGCAAAAGAAGCUGAAACCCAAUACUGGAUCAAUGCCAACUACAAAUCAUAGAUGACAAAUACUGUAAAUGAUAGAAAUCGAAGUCUUAUGUGGUGUGGAAGGGAAAAUGCUUCUGCAAAAACAUUUAAUGACACUUGAUUAUUUCUGAAGCACUUAUCAAUGUAUAGUUUCUACUUGAUUAAUACUUCAUUUGUUGUUUAAAAAGAUUUAUGUAAAAUAUGUAUUUUCCUUCCAUGGUGCUCUCCACAUUUCUUUCAGUUAUAUACUGCUGCAGUUCAGUGCAAAGUACUUAUCAAUAUUUUGUUUAAUUAACUCAAAACUCCCAGUCUGUUAUGCAUGAGUGGAAAGACACAAUGGGGCACAACCCAGAACAAGCCAUUUCAAUUAGAUUAAUGAAUUAGUUCCAUUUUGUAUUGUGGUCAAGAGGUUGUAUGAUUAAAAAUAUGAGAUUCAAUUUGGGGAAUGCACAUAAAUAUUUAUAAUGUCAAGGUGUAAUGCAGUUAAUCAGCAUUAAAGUUACAGACAUGCAGCUAACCAAAGUAAGUCAGUGUUGUUGUUGUUGUUAAUUGUGAAGUAGUGUCCGACCCAUCGCGACCCCAUGGACAAUGUUCCUCCAGGUCUUCCUAUCCUCUACCAUUUUCUGGAGUCC
Crotalus tigris (Tiger rattlesnake) is the source of this 2817-nucleotide messenger RNA. It is a transcript of the gene LRIT3, whose product is annotated as leucine rich repeat, Ig-like and transmembrane domains 3. The record is from RefSeq and is a predicted model, not a curated record. Lineage: Eukaryota; Metazoa; Chordata; Lepidosauria; Squamata; Viperidae. Gene Ontology annotation, molecular function: protein binding. The transcript is spliced from 4 exons. The coding region runs from base 67 to 2103 and encodes 678 amino acids.